Messenger RNA from Myxozyma melibiosi, 1041 nucleotides. Its product is annotated as Aspartate/ornithine carbamoyltransferase. Gene Ontology annotation, biological process: L-citrulline biosynthetic process. The transcript has a single exon. Gene Ontology annotation, cellular component: mitochondrion. The coding region runs from base 1 to 1041 and encodes 346 amino acids. Lineage: Eukaryota; Fungi; Ascomycota; Lipomycetes; Lipomycetales; Lipomycetaceae. The record is from RefSeq and is a predicted model, not a curated record. Gene Ontology annotation, molecular function: amino acid binding; ornithine carbamoyltransferase activity.
AUGCAGGCACUCAAAUCCUCUCUCCGCAACCUCACCUCGACCGCCCAUGUGCGGUUCUCGUCCACCGCUGCUUCGGCGCCGGUUUCCCCGCGACAUCUGCUCUCGAUAGGAGACCUGUCCUCCGCGGAGCUCAAGUACCUCAUUGACAAGGCUGACAGCUACCGGAGUCUUAUCAAGGCCGAGUCCUUCACAACCGCCGCCGAUUCCCAGCCGCUGACCGGACACACCAUCGCCAUGAUCUUCUCGAAGCGGUCAACGCGGACGCGGGUUUCCUCAGAGGCUGCGAUCAAUUACCUCGGCGGACACCCGAUGUUCCUCGGAAAGGACGACAUCCAGCUCGGAGUCAACGAGACUCUCUACGACAGCGGCCGCGUCAUCUCGAGCAUGACCUCCUGCCUUGUUGCCCGCGUGGGGCCUCAUUCCGAUAUCGCCGGCCUCGCCGCUGCCUCAUCCGUGCCCGUCAUCAACGCGCUCUGCGACACAUACCACCCCUUGCAGGCCAUUGCCGACCUUUUGACAAUCAAGGUCGCCUUUGGCAAGACGAACGGCCUCCGACUUGCCUGGGUCGGCGACGCCAACAACGUGCUCAACGACCUCGCGCUCGCGUGCGCAAAGAGCGGCAUCAGCGUCUCGGUCGCGACCCCGAAAGAGUACCCCGUCAACGAGCAAGUGUUUUCAAAAGUGGCCGAGGCCGCCGCCGAGUCUGGCGCCGAGCUGAAGGUCUGCCACGAGCCCACGCAGGCUGUCGCUGCCGCAGACGUCAUCGUCACCGACACCUGGGUCUCGAUGGGCCAGGAGGCCGAGAAGCAGCUCAGACUGAAGCAGUUUGCGGGAUUUCAGGUCACUGCCGAGCUCGGAAAGGCCGCAAAGCCAGACUGGAAGUUUAUGCACUGUCUCCCGCGCAAGCCUGAGGAGGUCUCGGACGAGAUCUUCUACAGCGACAAGUCGCUUGUCUUUGACGAGGCCGAGAACCGACUCUACGCGAUGCUUGCUGCGCUCGAGGGGUUUGUCGUCAAGAGGGGCAAGUUUUCGGAGGAGUAA